ACAUUUUAGGUAGACCGACACUUUCUUGGUUUCUUCUGUGUGAAUGCGUACACCAAUCUGUACCUACUUCAUACUUCUCUCUUAAAUAUUCCUCACUUUCAGAUUUCAUUUUUCUAAAUUUCGGUAUUUUUAUAGAUAAUAUAAGUUGUUAAUUCUACCUGUUGUGAUGGCGAAUUCUGAGGAAUCUAGCCCCCUUCUGACAAAGCAAAAUCAAGAACAAGAAACGAAGGAUGAAAAGGAAUUGAACACCAAGGCGAAACACGGAGCAGCUCCUCCGCUUGCGGAGGCCAUGAAGCAAUCGACACCGGCGGUGCCAAUGGGCUGGACUGCUGAUGGGGUGCCUCUGAGCUUGAUAGGUGAGCCCAUGGUGCAAAGGGCCCAGUGGGAUUCCGGCCUUUUCUCUUGUCUUGGAAGGAACGAUGAGUUCUGCAGCAGCGAUCUUGAAGUUUGUUUGCUAGGAAGCGUGGCUCCAUGUGUGCUCUAUGGGAGCAACGUUGAGAGGCUCGGAUCAGCUCCUGGUGCUUUUACCAAUCACUGCUUGCCUUACACUGGUCUUUACUUUAUUGGGAAUUCGUUAUUUGGCUGGAAUUGCCUCGCGCCUUGGUUUUCAUAUCCCGCCCGCACAGCUAUUCGACGGAAGUUUAACCUAGAGGGCAGCUGCGAGGCGCUUGCCAGAUCCUGUGGAUGCUGUGGAAGCCUUGUGGAUGAUGAGAUUCAACGUGAACAAUGUGAAUCAGCCUGUGAUUUUGCAACUCACGUCUUCUGCCAUGCAUGUGCCCUUUGCCAGGAAGGUCGUGAGGUUCGCCGUAGGCUUCCUCAUCCCGGGUUCAAUGCCCAACCAGUCUUGGUCAUGAUUCCACCUGGCGCACAGACCAUGGGUCGUGGGGCCUAAGUAUCUGUCUCAGCACACCCGACUUGGAUAUUUCUAUAAUCGUGGUACUUAUAAGCAGAACCUCUAUUCAACUGAAGUACGUAAAAAUCGUGUUUGAAACUCUUCACUUUGUCAAAAAAACGCAGUGAGAAUGGUGAUAUCAUUAUAUUGUGUUUGUUUAUAACAUGUAUAAGUAGCAUCGACGAUUACCUAUAGGAAAAACGAAAAUUUGUUGCGACUUUUGCCUGGACAAAAGCGUUGGUUGUGUAUUUGAUGAUUUUACAGUCGUAUCUAUUACAAUGCAUAAACCCUUUUUAUA
Olea europaea var. sylvestris is the source of this 1190-nucleotide messenger RNA. RefSeq names its product cell number regulator 8. Bases 167 to 892 code for a protein of 241 amino acids. The transcript is spliced from 3 exons. NCBI's taxonomy places the organism in Eukaryota, Viridiplantae, Streptophyta, Magnoliopsida, Lamiales, Oleaceae. The record is from RefSeq and is a predicted model, not a curated record.